Molecule: messenger RNA, 4088 nt
Organism: Triplophysa rosa
Lineage: Eukaryota; Metazoa; Chordata; Actinopteri; Cypriniformes; Nemacheilidae
Gene: adora2aa
Product: adenosine A2a receptor a
Exons: 3
Coding region: 923-2260 (445 amino acids)
Biological process (GO): G protein-coupled adenosine receptor signaling pathway; adenylate cyclase-activating G protein-coupled receptor signaling pathway
Cellular component (GO): membrane
Molecular function (GO): G protein-coupled adenosine receptor activity
Source: RefSeq, a predicted model, not a curated record
UUUUGGUGUCCUUUGGUUUGUCGUUCUGUUGGGUCGACUUCAACUGUAUUGUGUUUUAGAAAAAGUUGGAAUUAACGAAAAUUUGUAAAGUAACCUUUUUCUUUUCGGCAUCAUCUGAGUGAAAGCCUUUAUGAAAACGAGCCACUUUUAAAGUAAAAACUAAGCACACAUUUACCAAAAUAAAACCAUAGUUUCUUGCCGUCCGCACCUCAGUUGUUUCGUUGAUACUCGGGAAGUGUCGUUGAUGGCAGGAAGAAACCGCAUCAGUACUCAAAGGACUCGUACAGUGUGUAGAGAUGCUCGCCCCCGACUUUCGAUUGGUCAAGCACGAGCUCUAUAGGGGCCCUCGAGGCUGUCAUCUCUCAGUAGUAAUGUGACUGCUGCCUCUGACAGAACCGGGUCAAUCAGCUGACGCCUAAACGCGGCAAAUCAAACUUUUUUUGCGGACCACUGAGGAAAUACACGCGUUCAUUUAUCACAAUUGGAGGGGUUACAUAUUUUUGUUUAUUGGGUUAUUUGUUUUUUAUUUCUUCAGUCAUCCCGGAGUUAUCAAGUCUCGUGAGGUUUGUGUUCUGGACAGUGACAUCAUUUCCCAAGGGACACAGUGGAAUAGUGGAAUAGGAAGACGCAUGGAACGAUGACUGGAAUUUCUGUGAACAUUAUCUGGUGAUUUUAAACCUUGCUGAGAAAUUAAAGAAGACCUUCCUUAGUCUAAAUUGUAAAUGAGAAAAUCAACACACCUGGGUCCUAUUGGUGAUACAAAAGUAUUUUCUUACUUUUUUUUACCAAUUGAGAUUUAAGUAUUUAGAAAUCUCAGUCUUUUUAAGACUGACUCAUAGCCUCCGGUGAGGUGUCUUAUGCUUUGGGCUGCAGCUAUGGACAUUGAGGCGAGGCAUCAUCGUUUCCGCCCAGCGACCUCACCAUGCUGAGCGAUGUCUUCGACGUGGUGUACAUAACACUAGAGCUCCUGAUCGCCCUGCUGUCUAUCCUGGGCAACGUGUUGGUGUGCUGGGCUGUGGGACUCAACAGCAAUCUCCAGAGCAUCACCAACUUCUUUGUUGUUUCGCUGGCUGUGGCGGACAUCGCGGUGGGUGUGCUGGCCAUCCCCUUCUCCAUCUUGAUCAGCACUGGCUUUUGUGCCAAUUUCUACGGCUGUCUGUUCAUCGCCUGCUUCGUGUUAGUGUUGACCCAGAGCUCCAUAUUUAGUCUUUUGGCCAUUGCCAUUGAUCGCUACAUUGCCAUCAAGAUUCCACUAAGAUACAACAGUCUAGUAACAGGGCAGCGUGCCAAAGGCAUCAUUGCAAUCUGCUGGGUUCUCUCGGUCAUCAUCGGUCUGACGCCCAUGCUCGGCUGGCACAAAACUUGCUCGGGAGAGUCCGUCAACAGCACCUGUCUGCCCGGCAUGAUGAAGUGUUUGUUCGAGGAGGUUGUGGUCAUGGACUACAUGGUUUACUUCAACUUCUUGGCCUGCGUCCUUGUGCCUCUGCUUCUCAUGUUGGCCAUCUACCUGCGCAUCUUCAUGGCGGCACGCCACCAACUCAAAUGCAUCGAGUCCAAAGCCGUGCCGUGCGAGCUCAAGUCCCGCUCCACCCUGCAGAAAGAAGUCCAUGCGGCCAAAUCUCUAGCCAUCAUCGUAGGCUUGUUCGCCGUGUGCUGGCUGCCACUUCACAUCAUCAACUGUUUCACUCUGUUUUGUCCACAGUGCGAACGACCGCCGGUUAUUAUCAUGUACCUGGCCAUAAUCCUCUCGCAUGCCAAUUCGGUCGUGAACCCCUUUAUCUACGCCUACCGAAUACGUGAGUUCCGAUACACCUUCCGAAAAAUCGUGCGCUAUCACGUCUUGGGCAGACGAGAGCCGCUCUCUAGCAACGGGAGCACCCGUACCUCGGCACGUGCGAGCAUGGCGGACUCGCUAAGAAUUAAAAUCAACGGCCUGGUGCGUGACCUCUACGCCGACCAGAGCAGCACCACCAGCAGUUGUGAAAGUGCAGAGCCCGGGCACACGCACAGACCUGUUGGCACAGAAAACUCGAUAUCAGAUAACCAGCCAGUGGUGCUUACUAACACUCACAAGCAUCGGGUGGAUCCUGUACUAAGACAUCUAGAGUCGCCGCUUACCAGAAACAAUCAGGUCAUUGCUUGCAAGAAGCAUACUGUCCUCGAUAUUAAGGAUGGAAGGGAUGUAUCUUCGCCUCUUCACAUCGAAUCAAAUCUUUUUCUGCAAACAACCCACUGCACUGACCUCACUGACAUUUCCUGAUAGCUGAUACUUUACCAUUGAUGGAUUCUGCUCGUAUUUAUUUGAUACCCUGACAGAAUGAUGGGUUAAAAAUAUCAAAGACAAAGUAGAACUUUUGCAUUUUAAAGAACUUGGAAGACAUUAUAGUUAUGGUGCAGCUGAUCUGAUCUGAGUGUCUAUAUUUUGAUAUUGUAAUGAUUGACAAUGAAAACGACAAGAUGUAAAGGUCAAGACAGAAGAGGUGUAAGGCGCUUCAUGCAAACCCUUUUUAUGAAAGAUUCUGGCUCAGAUUACUAGGACGCUGUCUUGUUAUGGUUGGAAAGCUUAAAUGAAAAACUGCAUUAAAGGUCCAGUGUGUAAUUUUUUGGAGGAUCUAUUGACAGAAAUAAAAUAUAAUAUACACAACUAUGUCUUCAGAGGUGUAUAAAGAGCUUACGCAAUGAAGCGAUUUAUUACCUUAGAAUGGGCUAUUUCUAUCUACAUACACCGUGGGUCCCCUUGCAUAUAAUUCGCCAUGUUCUGUCAGCCGUCGUAGUGUUUCGAACGGGAGGGGGAGGGGUGGAGUGAAGUGAGCAGUUGGUUGCAAUUCGCAACCUUGCAGCUAGAUUUCACUGACUGGGCCUUUAAUGGAACAUCAACUAUUUGCACAUGAAUCCAAAGUUUAACAUGCACAAACACCUUAAAACCACUGAUUAAAGAGGCAAAUUGUGACAGCAUAAAUAAACCACCACUGUAACCAAAACCUGCACCAAUCACGAGGCAAUUACAAAAGCGUCAGAAUGUUUUGCUUGUGUAAACAUCUUGUCUGAGUCAGUUGGUAAAAUCCAGACUAUGUCUGGCACAGUUCCUGAGUAUUUGGUACAAAUGAUCUGAAUUGAUCUGUUCAGUGUUAUUUUGGCGUGAGGCUAGCACAGCAUUGCAACAUAUAGCAGUGCAUGUGCUAAGUAAGGAUGUGGCUAUAAGUGUUAACUUGAGCUCUAUGAUGCGAUAGUAUUGCUUUUUUUCUCAAUUUUGUCAGAUUUUUUUUCUAAAUUUAAACGUAAUGCUGCCCGGUCGGUGUUGAUAAAUUAUCAUUUGCUUGUGUUUUUGUGCUAAUUCUGUCUGUCAUGAUGUACGAGUAAGAGAUCAGGUUGUUCACUGCUGAACAGCAAUGAAGCAAAACAUUUUCUUCUAACACAUGAAUAAAAUUACUCGGCUGCAUAUGGACGGCUCUUAUCGAAUAACUGGACUGGACAUACAGUUCCCUGAUUACAUUACGUCUUUAAAAAGACUACAGUUUGUAUAAUAAAUGAAGAUGUUUAUGUGAAAUUUGAUUAAUACUUCAGUCUGUCAAACCAAACAAGUGGUAUUUGUCAUGACUGAGUCAUGUCAGACUAAAUUCUAGCCAAGGCAAAACUCAUUAUGUGUCUCUGAACUUUUUCUUUUGACAGUUCCUGUCUUUAAUGCAUAUUUUUUUGUUUGGGUACUAUUCUAGCAUUUUGAUAACAUUUACAUUUAGUCAUUUAGCAGACGCUUUUAUCCAAAGCGACUUACAAAUGAGGUGAACAAUUAUAACACACAGUUAUCAGCAAGUUACACCAUCAAAAUAAUGCAUUUUGAUUGUUUUUGUUCUGAUUAUAUUUUGUUUUUUAAGUUGAGCAAACUUAGCUGCUGGGUUGAAUUCAUGCAAUUUUCAAAAAGUCUUAUGCUUUAAAUGAUUUUGGCCAUCCACCAUUUGCCCUCUUCCCAGCAUGCACGGGUGCAUUAAUGAUUAAUAUCAUACAUAUAAAUGAUGAAUAUGUUUGAGAAGUUUGACUGUUUUAUCUAAAUUGUUGCUGUUGAGUGUUUGAGUAGAUUCAUUUUUUUAGUG